CUUUCCUUAUAUUCUUGUCGAGCUUCGGAUUUCGUUCCUUGUGCUCAGACUUGGCCUCGUGGCUGUGGAGUUUCAUGGCAACCACGUCGUCCGCUGAAGCAUCUGUCCUCCGCGAUGCUACCGCGGUUGCAGUUGCAGUACAGGUCAUCAUAGGUUAGAGAUACGCAACUCAACCACGGACUAUGAACGAAGGAACGGACGGAAGUUCCUUCACAAUUGAAUAUGACGUCAUCCACAUUUGAAGGCAGCGCAGAGUAGCAGAGUAGGAUCAGAGUGGAGGCGAAUUGCAAUUUCGCACGAGUCGUCGUCACGUCAGAAUCAAGUAAUUUUGGAACAUAUUUUGUGCUAUUUCACUGUACCGGGGUUGCAAAAAAUUGAUCGCGUUGGAGCACUUCGCCUCUAACGAGCCGCUAUUUGAUACCAUUAAUCAUGACGGACACAACAUUGCUCCCAAAGGAAGUUUUGGUAAAUGUCAGUAAUGUGGACAAGGCACUUCAGAAAGUUGAGGAGCAGCUGAACAUAUUGCUUCCGAUCUACACCCGUGAAGUCAUGGAUCAGUUGACGCCCGUAGAGCAAGCUUCUGCGUUCCUUCUGCUUUCGAAAACUGUCAACACGCUUUUCUGCUUGCAGUUGAAAACGGAUGGUGUGAAUCCAGACGAGCAUAAUGCACGGGGCGAAUUGGAUAGAUAUGAUAUAUAUCACAAAAAAGUUCAGGCUGCACUCGAUAGGAGUAAAGGUCCACAAAGACCUACCACAAGUUUGGAUAUUCGUGCAGCAAACCGGUUCAUUGAGCAUGCAAUUCCUAAUCUUCCAGAAGAUCAAAAGAAACAGCUUCGAGCGGUAGCCAAGCAGGGUAAUAGGCACCAAGAUAGGGUGUCAGAGAGUGUCAGAGUUACUCCAAAAAGAAGAGCAAGCGGGCUUACAGUUGCAGAAGAAGCAGCUGCUUUUUUAGCUGAAGCCAGCAAAGAAAUCCUGGCAUCUAAUGUUGAAAGUAAGGCCGAGAAGUGACCUGAAAUGUGUUUUCUUUUAACUUAUUUGAGGUGGUUUAGUUAGUUAUCCCAGUGUUGAAGUCCAGAUGGGAGACAAGAGAAAACAUCCCAAGUCAGUGCAAGUUGGAUGUCUUUCACUGCAGAGACAACAAUUGUUUUCGCAGACGUUCUGCUAUCACUGGUGGUGCGAGUUAGCUAAUGGCCGGCUCAGGAGUUGCAUAAGGCUCGCGAGUACCUCAGGCUUGCUGCGCCAAAAUCUACGAUAUUGCACUGGCAGCAUUUUUCGGACUAUUGUACAUGUUAAAUAGGAUCAGAAAUAGAAUUCCGUCAAGACUCUUAGAUUCGUGAGCAGUUAGUUCCUCAAGGAAACGGUAGAAACAAGUGACAGAGAUUCAGUACCUGGGGAAGGUCCCACUUUCUAGGAAAUAUAUGCAAUUGUCUUUCUUAAGGAGACAAUUCUGAGUUGAAAAGGUGAGUAGUGUUUGUUUCGUAUUCUUAUCAUCACAGGGGAAUAUUAUAUGUAUACAAAUAUAUCCACUUCUGGGGGAAAUGCUUCGAAUUCUGAUCAUUUUUUACUCUGAAUGGAAGAGUUACUUCUCAAAGUGUGACUCCUUUAUUCAUAGCUAGUUCAUACGGUUCUAGCCGGUGAAUUUUCGAUUGUGUUACGAUAGUUUGGGCCACAGGACACAAGUGUAGAUAUGUC
Molecule: messenger RNA, 1692 nt
Organism: Marchantia polymorpha subsp. ruderalis
Lineage: Eukaryota; Viridiplantae; Streptophyta; Marchantiopsida; Marchantiales; Marchantiaceae
Source: the annotation of a GenBank genome assembly